CCGGCUUUAAUCAGUUACCCUAACCCUUCCCCUAUAUAAACUCUCUGCGUCCUUACAAAUUGAAACGUUCUUUUUAAAUCUCUCUCCCAACCUCCUUCGUACCUUCACAGCCUCACUCGCGAUAAUGGAUUCGGAAUCGGCUUUCGAUCGGGUCAAGGGACCGUGGAGUCCAGAGGAAGAUUUACUAUUGAAGAAACUAGUGCAACGGCAUGGAGCAAGAAACUGGACGUUGAUAUCGAAAUCAAUACCGGGAAGGUCGGGGAAGUCGUGCCGUCUGCGGUGGUGCAACCAACUUUCGCCGGAAGUAGAACAUAGACCUUUUGCACCUGAAGAAGAUGAGAUAAUUGUUGAUGCUCAUUCAAGAUUUGGUAAUAAAUGGGCUGCUAUCGCGCGUUUACUCAAUGGCCGUACUGAUAAUGCCAUUAAGAAUCAUUGGAACUCUACUUUAAAGAGAAAAUACGGUGCCGCAUUCAAUAACGAUGAUGGUGAUAGAUUGCAGGAGAAGGAACGCGAUAAGAAAGCGCUGUCGUUUCGUUCCAGCUCUUCUUUAUCUUCCGGAUCUGACGUCAGCGAUACAGAGUUGCCAGUGACGUCAUCGUCUUUACAACAACUAGGGACCACUCACGAUCGGGUCCAAUCAGCAGCAUACCAUGACGAUGACGAUGAUGGACCAUCGACCGAGCUCACGUUAUCAUUUCCUGGAAAAGGGUGCAUAGAGUUAUCAGCCGGUGCUAAAGAAUUAACUUUUUCGAUAGAGGAACAUACUGAGAAAAAUGCUUUGCUUGCCCCGAAAUUGAUAGCGACGAUCCAAGAGAUGAUCAAAACUGAAGUGAAGAAUUAUAUGAAGGCUAAUAUGAGAUAGAUUAGAUUUUGAUUAGUCAUGAAAAAGUUAGAUUUUGAUUAGUUAUGAAAAAAGAAAAGGAGCUGUUCUGUGUAUAGAACUGAGAGCCGUCCAACAAUUUCCGAAGUAAUUCUGGUUACUGGUUCUGGCAUACUAUGGUGGGACGGUUGGGUACUGUGGUAGUACAAUAUUCUUUUUGUGUUUUCAGUCUCUUGUAAGCCUUAACCGCCCCGCAAAGAACUGUUUGAGAAUGCUUUUAUAAAAUUUAAUUUUUUAAAUA
Ricinus communis (castor bean) is the source of this 1121-nucleotide messenger RNA. Its product is annotated as transcription factor MYB77. Gene Ontology annotation, cellular component: nucleus. The transcript has a single exon. Lineage: Eukaryota; Viridiplantae; Streptophyta; Magnoliopsida; Malpighiales; Euphorbiaceae. Gene Ontology annotation, molecular function: DNA-binding transcription factor activity, RNA polymerase II-specific; RNA polymerase II cis-regulatory region sequence-specific DNA binding. Gene Ontology annotation, biological process: regulation of DNA-templated transcription. Bases 125 to 862 code for a protein of 245 amino acids. The record is from RefSeq and is a predicted model, not a curated record.